AUGUUAGAAAGAGAAGACAUUCCAUUUAUGGUGGUGUUCGUGGCUACCAUUUUAUUGGGCACUACGGGGAAUGUCAUCGUGCUUUUCGCGUUCAUCAGCAACGCAGUGAAACACAGGCGUUUCCCGCCGCUGGACAGAGUGAUUGUGAACAAGACCUUCGUCAACUUGCUGCUCUGCUUCUACCAGGGCGUCCCGCGAGUGCUGAUGUUCUACGGCGUCGAGCUAUUCGAGGAGACGAGCUGUAUCAUCCUGGUCUAUCUGAGCUCCUCACUCAGGUCCAUCAGCAUCUGGACAGUCUCCAACCUCAGCUUCCUCCACUUGAUCAAGAUUAGCAGACCCCGCUGCGCUCUGGCCAGCUACAUCAGCAGCCAUCAGAGCGGAUACGUCAACGUGACCAUCAGCGCCUUGUGGCUCACCAGCUUCAUCUUCUACAUCCCCUACACGCUGGACAAGAUCAUUCACCUGUCGCAGGAGAACGAGUCCAGCCCGGUAAAGUACAUACCCAGUUCCAGCUGCAACGGCUUGUCCACCAGCCCCGCCUCUGACAUCGUGACCUACAUCUCGGUCAGCCUGGACCUCAUCGCCAUCCUUUGGGUGGUAGCUCUGAACGCUCUAAUCAUCCAACUUCUCUGCAAGCAUCAAAGGCGAGUGGCGGCGGCGGGUCAGGGCAUGAAUUCCGCCAGCAAGACCCCGCUCCAGGCGACCCGCAUUCUUGUUUCCUUGCUCUGCAUCUAUGUGGCCUGCUGGAUCUCCAGCGAUAUCGUCUGGAUCAUGUUGAUAGCGAGGAUAACCCCCGACCAAGCUCGGGGUCAGACUCUGAAAUACACCUCCAGUUUCCUCUCUUCUCUCUACUACUCCGCCAGCUCGUACGUCCUGGUUUUCGGGCACAGGAGCGUAAAAGAGGUGUUCGAUCCGUUCUGCAAACGCUUGAAACAGAGAAAAACGACGCAUUUUCAAGAUGUGGAGAUAUAG
Mobula hypostoma (lesser devil ray) is the source of this 972-nucleotide messenger RNA. RefSeq lists its product as uncharacterized. The coding region runs from base 1 to 972 and encodes 323 amino acids. NCBI's taxonomy places the organism in Eukaryota, Metazoa, Chordata, Chondrichthyes, Myliobatiformes, Myliobatidae. Gene Ontology annotation, cellular component: membrane. The transcript has a single exon. The record is from RefSeq and is a predicted model, not a curated record. Gene Ontology annotation, molecular function: pheromone receptor activity. Gene Ontology annotation, biological process: G protein-coupled receptor signaling pathway.